This is a messenger RNA of Saimiri boliviensis boliviensis (Bolivian squirrel monkey), 786 nucleotides long. It is a transcript of the gene DYNLT2, whose product is annotated as dynein light chain Tctex-type 2. Gene Ontology annotation, cellular component: cytoplasmic dynein complex; cytoplasm. The record is from RefSeq and is a predicted model, not a curated record. NCBI's taxonomy places the organism in Eukaryota, Metazoa, Chordata, Mammalia, Primates, Cebidae. Gene Ontology annotation, molecular function: dynein intermediate chain binding. Gene Ontology annotation, biological process: microtubule-based movement.
ACUUCCGGCCGCUAGAAGCGCAGUGCUAGACUCCAGGUCUCGCGAGAGUGGCUGGGGCGUUUGACAGCCUGAGGAGAAGGGGAGGCGGUGGGCGUCUGAGAGAACAGAGCAAGAUGGAGAAGCGAGCCCGAGGCGUGAAGCCGGGCGUCAACCAAACCUUGAACCAGACCCCUCAGCAGGCGCCGCUGGCCCUUAGGAAAGAGAGAAGGCCUAGCAUGUUCGAGAAGGAGGCAUAUGCACAGAUUUUGAGAGAAAGACUGAGAGAGUCAAUUCAUGAUGUUCAGUAUGUGGAGCCUCCUUUUGAUGACUCAAUUGCUGAUAUAGGUAAAGAAUGGAAGAGUGCCCUGGCAAAAUUAAAGUUUGCUAAUUCAUACAGAAUGGAGCCAGUGAAGAAAUUCCAAGCUCAUUCAGUAGAAACUAAAGUCCAGCAGAUACUAACAGAAAGUCUUAAAGAUGUCAAAUAUGAUGAUAAAGUCUUCUCUCACUUGUCACUCGAAUUGGCAGACCGCAUACUGUUAGCGGUCAAAGAAUUUGGGUACCACCGUUAUAAGUUCAUUAUAAAAGUAUUAUUCAUUCAAAAGACUGGCCAAGCAAUAAAUAUUGCCAGCAGAUGGAUCUGGGACAUUGCAUGGGACAGCUGGGUCGCAGCGAAACACGAAGCAGAAUCCUACAUGGCACUGGUCUUGGUGUUUGCCCUUUAUUAUGAAUAGAUCAUUACAGGUACUAAGGAGUGUUUACCUCUGAACUUUUAAAAAAUAAAUGAAAUUUAUAUAUUUGUGAAUCUCA